UGGAGGCGGCUGGAGGCCCCGGGGGCCUCUGAGCCAGCGGGAGUGGUCCUCUCGUCUCCCCUCGCCCCCCACCCCGUGGCUGGCAAUCAGUCUCUGUGGCGCGGACGAGAAAGGUCCUGAAGAUGGCCUAGUCAUAAGGCACCUUCCAUGACUGUGCGCAUUGUUCCCCGUGCCAGCCAGCUUGGACCAGUGGCUUCGUGUUGAGCGGAAGGAACUUGGGCACCCACUGAACCUCUUUCUGUGCUAAUUCAUGAGCCAGCAGGAUGCGGUCGCUGCGCUGUCAGAACGCCUUCUCAUAGCUGCGUACAAAGGCCAAGCGGAGAAUGUGGUUCAGCUCAUCAACAAGGGCGCCAAGGUAGCGGUUACCAAGCAUGGCCGGACCCCCCUGCAUCUUGCUGCCAAUAAGGGCCAUCUUUCUGUGGUCCAGAUCUUGCUGAAGGCUGGCUGUGACCUUGAUGUACAGGAUGAUGGGGACCAGACGGCCUUGCACCGGGCCACAGUGGUGGGGAACACGGAGAUCAUCGCAGCCCUGGUGCAGGAAGGCUGUGCCCUGGACAGACAAGACAAGGAUGGGAAUACAGCCCUGCAUGAAGCCUCCUGGCAUGGGUUCAGCCAGUCAGCCAAACUACUUGUUAAAGCUGGAGCCAAUGUACUUGCCAGGAACAAGGCAGGGAACACAGCCCUGCACCUGGCCUGCCAGAACAGCCACUCUCAGAGCACGCGUGUCCUCCUGCUGGGUGGUUCCCGCGCUGACCUCAAAAAUAACGCAGGCGACACCUGUUUGCACGUUGCUGCGCGCUAUAAUCACUUGCCCAUCAUUCGGCUCCUCCUCAGUGCUUUCUGUUCUGUCCAUGAAAAGAACCAGGCUGGAGACACAGCCCUGCAUGUUGCUGCUGCCCUAAAUCACAAGAAGGUAGUGAAAAUCUUACUGGAAGCUGGAGCAGAUGGAACCAUUGUGAACAAUGCAGGCCAGACCCCACUGGAGACCGCCCGCUACCACAACAAUCCAGAAGUUGCUCUGCUCCUCACAAAAGCUCCCCAGGUCUUGCGUUUCAGUCGUGGGCGAAGCCUGAGGAAAAGGAGAGAGAGGCUCAAGGAAGAAAGGAGGGCUCAGUCGGUGCCGAGAGAUGAGGUGGCACAGAGCAAGGGAAGUGUGUCGGCCGGGGACACUCCCAGCAGUGAACAGGCUGCUCUCAGAAAAGAAGAAGCCAGGGAAGAUUUCCUGUCCGCCUCUCCUGAACCCAGAGCAAAGGAUAACCGGAGGAGAAAGUCCAGACCCAAGGUGUCGGCCUUGUCUGACCCCACCCCAGCAGCUGACCAACAGCCUGGACCCCAGAGGAACUUUCAUACCCAUCAUCACCCCAAAAAGAAGAGCAAGCAUCGGGGUUCAUCCCCACCACCACCUCAUGAAUUCAGAGCGUACCAGCUGUAUACCCUGUAUCGGGGAAAGGAUGGGAAAGUGAUGCAGGCACCAAUUGAUGGGUGUCGCUGUGAACCACUCAUCAACAAGCUGGAGAAUCAGUUGGAGGCAACUGUGGAGGAGAUAAAAGCAGAACUGGCGGCGGUUCAAGACAAAAUGAACACGAAGCUGGGGCAGAUGGAGACGAAGACGCAGCACCAAAUGCGUGUUUUGGACAAGCUGAUGGUUGAGCGACUGUCAGCAGAGAGGACAGAGUGCCUGAAUCGCCUGCAACAGCACUCUGAUGCGGAGAAGCACGAGGGAGAGAAACGCCAGAUGUCCUUAGUGGAUGAAUUAAAAACCUGGUGCAUGUUAAAGAUUCAGAAUCUGGAACUGAAGCUUUCUGGAGAUUCUAGGACCUCCAGGGCUAAAUCCACACCAUCCACAUGUGACUCCUCUACAGGAAUGGACCCAUCGGUGGCAACUGCAGGUCCUGCAGUGACAUCGGACAGUUCCUCUCAGGUAGUUAGGCCCAAGGAAAAGGCCCUCAAUUCCACUGCUACCCAGAAACUCCAACAAGAGCUGUCUUCCUCAGACUGUACAGCCUCCCGGAUGAGGAAAGUCAAGGUCCAGGCAGGCCUGCUACCCUCCAGUGAGGCAGCUAAAGGUGACCAGCAGGCUGGGCCCUGUGUCAACAGAGGCACUCAAACCAAGAAGUCUGGGAAAAGUGGGCAGACAAGGCAUCGAGGCCAGCAGCCAGCAGCCAGCAGCAUCUGCGGUCCAGCUCCACCAGCAGCAGGUGGUGAGCAGACUGCCCCUCAUGUUCGAGAUGCUUCUCAAGCACUGGAGCUCACCCAGUAUUUCUUUGAAGCUGUUUCUUCCCAGAUGGAAAAGUGGUAUGAAAGGAAGAUUGAAGAAGCACGAAGCCAAGCCAAUCAGAAAGCCCAGCAAGACAAGGCCAUACUGAAGGAGCACAUUAAAAGUCUCGAAGAGGAACUUGCUAAAUUGAGGAGUAAGGUGCAGAAGGAAAAUUAAGACUUGGGAACAAAGGAAGAUUCUUAAAUUUUGGGUUCUGCAACUGCCAAAUAGCUACACCCAGGGAAUCGCUUAUUGUAUGCAGACUUUGCCUUUUAAGAAAAAUCGCCAAUUACUAAAAUAUGCCAGACACCUGCUUCUUAUGCUUGGAAGUAUUACAAUGUCAACAACGAGGCUGAAACCAGGGGAAGCUUGCUUAGUUUCAGGUUUCAUUAGAAGCUGUAAACCUCAAGGCAAGUUCAUCUGGAGUUCAAAAGCUCAGUUUUAGCAAGUCACACUAAGAAAUCAUGUGAUGUUUAUGUCUAGAUCCUAAACUUUCAAGACAUGUAAAAGAAGUCAAAAGCAGGGCCUGCCUGGUACUGGGGGCUCACCUCUAGAAUCCUAGCUACUCAGGAGGUUGAGAUCUGAGGAUCAAGGUUCAA
Molecule: messenger RNA, 2856 nt
Organism: Dipodomys spectabilis (banner-tailed kangaroo rat)
Lineage: Eukaryota; Metazoa; Chordata; Mammalia; Rodentia; Heteromyidae
Gene: Ankrd6
Product: ankyrin repeat domain 6
Exons: 16
Coding region: 251-2434 (727 amino acids)
Molecular function (GO): protein binding
Source: RefSeq, a predicted model, not a curated record